AUGUUAAAGAAGAAAGAAAGAAAUAAAUGUGAGGCGCGGCGCGUCGGGCGCAGGCGGGGCACGCGGGGCAUGUGGGGCGCCGCGGCGGGCUGGUGGUGCGGCGCGCUGGCGGCCGCUCUGCUGCUGCUGCUCGCGCUGCGCUGCCGUCGUCCGCGCAGCAAGCAGCCGCACCACUUCGCAUGGCCGCUGCGCGCUACGCUCGUCCACCAGGUUCACAUUGUGAGUGGCGACAAGGCCCGACUGACUUGCGCGGCCGUUUCGGAGCCGCGCUGCACGCACACGGAACUGUCAGGCGCUCCGGCGGACCGAGUGGUCCCCGCCCCCCCGACUCCCCCGUCCAACCUACCACCACCCGAACCUCCCCAGAUUGUCAUCGUCCAGAACUUCGCUCAGAAUACCGUUGCCCACGAAGUGUCCAGCACAGAAUCUCGGCCCCCGCCCCCUCCCCUGCCUCGUCUCCCGCCCCCAGAGCACUGGUUGCAUAAGCGACCCUUCGAAUACAAGUACCCCUGCAUCCCCCGCCCGUUGGCGCAGCUAGUCAAUACGGACCUUGGCGCCGAACUGGCCCGCGAGUCGCGCGCCAAAAAGUACAGCGCAACUAGAUCGCCAUCUUUGGAAAAAGACGACAAGUCCCCAUUCGUUAGUGCGGAGUCCGAUGCCGAGGUGUUUGGUUUCGACGAGCCAUCGGUGGUUAAAAUGAGCGAUUCGGGGGAAGCAUCGUCGGACAUGUCGCCGGGCAACUUGCGGAGGUUUCGAUCGAUCAGUACUCGGCUAAACCUAUGCAGCGUGAAUGAAAACCCUCACGCCGACAACAUUGAACAAGUAGAGGUGCAGAGUUCGCCCAGGGUCAUAGAGUGCAGUUCAGCUAAAGAGAAAUCGUCAACCACGAAAUUUGAUUUCUCGCCGAAAUUAUUAGCAGAUAGCAUGAGCUCCCCUCGAUUUUUCACGCCACCCGAGGUGGUAUCACCUGCCUUUUUUGCUGAUCCGUCUCCAAAGUCUGUAUAUUACGACAGUGUUAGGUCUCCAAAAUUCUUUCCUGACACUCCUCGCGACGCAGAGGUGCCGCAGUCGCCGAGAGCGUUAAGCGAUCAUUUAAAUAGAGCAAAUGGUUUAUGUGAAAAACCUAAUUCACCCAAAGUGUUGAGCGCUCGACCUAGUCCUAAGGUUCAUAGUUACAAUAAAGAGAAUUACUUUACUUUUGAACAAGUGGCUGUAGAAGAAGGAGCUGUGAGAUCACCUCGUCCGAAAAGGUAUGGUGGGAGAUAUUCCAUUGAAAGGGAAAGAUUUACACCGCCUGCCGAUAAAGAGGCAAAGAAGUAUAGACGACAUAAUAGUUGCGAUACGAAUAUAAAAAAUAACGAAGAAAGUAUAUCGAAACAUGAAGGCAACAAACAAUCCGACCCUAAAAUUGAAGUUAUAGAAAAAGACGUAGUUGAUUGCUGUGCCAAAAUCGACUCAAUGCAUAUUGAGAAUAAAUCAGAAAUUAUAAAGACGCAUGAAUUGACGCCACGCGAAACGAGUUCAGCGCAGGUCAGAAGACAACGACUAAAAUCGAUUUCUUUAGAUUCUGAAAACGCCAGAAUUAUCGAACAAAAUUUAGGUAUACCGGUAGCAAAACAAAUGAAAGAUCAAAUGAACGAAGCGUACAAGAAUCAAGAGACCAGUACGUCUUGCGAGAAUGUAGAAAGGCAUUUAAAAACGAAUUCCAACGAAAGGCCGACGUUUAAGUUUGAUAUCGAACAAAAGGAUAAACAAAUUGAAGCAGAAGAACCCAAAUCUCCUGGUCUUGUUCAGAAGAAAGGUCUGCGACAGAGUUCUGACACUCAAUCAUUUCUAGACAUGCCCAGGUUUUCACCGAAAGAAUUUGAAAUUACUGUGACGUCCGAAGAAGGUUCAACAGCGCCGGUAGAAACUCAUACCAAACGAAAAGGAAAAAACCUUAGAAAUUUGACAAUAGAUCUAUCGAAAAGAGACAGCGAUUUGGAAAAAGAAUUGUUAGAAUUUGAAAAGUUGUACACUAACGCGGAGGAGAAGAAAGUUAAAACGCCUACGUUGAAAGUCAAAGCGACGUCUCUGGACUCAUCGGAGUCUGUUAAUCUUUCCUUGCCCCAGAAAAAAUCUUUAGAAGUACCUCAGAAUUCGAUAUCAGUACCAAAUACUCCGAAGAGACAGCUGAAAAGAAUACUUGCUCAAAGGAGUAUCAAACAUGACGUAUCCGCGGCUAAAAUGGGAUACAAUUCUUUACAAUCUAACGCGGAGCAAAUGCGGCUAUAUAUGAAAGGUCAAGACAGUGGCAUAUAUCUUAGGGAAAAUCACGCUAGUCUAAUGUUAUAUCAGGCAGGAUCUUCACGUAUGGGAUCACGUACAAGAGGCUCAUUUGAUGAAAACAUUACUGACUGUCCCGAAACCAAUUCAGAAAUAAGCAUUUUAGGUGCUGAUAGCAAGGCCGGACUUUUUGCAGAAACUGGGCAGACUCUCGGCUCCAAUCUUCUUAACUACAAACAAAAUUUAAGUGUUUCAAGCACAAACCUAAAAACAUUACCCGAGGGUGUGCCUUCAGAUGAUUUUGAGCCCAGUGCUGAAGAUGAGAAGGUUAUCAAGAAACUGCAUAGAAGGAAUUCCAAUCAAAGUUUGAUGCUCAGCACACACAGCUUGCAGGGUUCAAACUGUUCCUUGAGCAGCGCAGGGGCCUCAUGUCACAACUUGACCACCGUUCGAACAAGCAUUUCGAAUUUUAGUUUGAAUUCUGACGGCAGACAAAAGAAAUUGUCAAUAGAUCGAAGAGAUUCAAACGCAUCGCUUGUAGGCGCCGAACAUUUGACGCCAACAACCCGGGUCAUAUGUUCUUCUAAUACCAACCUCUCGGGAGACGUUUCGAAAAAUUGCCUUUUGCAAAGACGUGGUUCGAAUAAUAGCUUAACAUUGAACAUUCAAACAACAAAUAACCUUAGCAGGCAUUCUAGUAAUAGUUCUCUGAAUAAAGAGAUGAAACUUGGACAGAAAAAAGGCCUAUUGGAACGCAGAAGUUCAAAUACAUCAUUAACUCUUAACAUCAAUACGUCUAAUCCACAACUGUCAAGUAACCGAGGGCUCAGCGUUUCCAAUUAUAAUCUCAACGGUUCUACAUGCAACUUAAGCAGGUAUAACAGCAAUCAUAGCAUUGACAAUGUCGCCACAGAACCGCGCAAAGGGAUCUUGGAGAGACGCAGUUCUAAUACUUCCUUAACCCUCAACAUUCAACCUCAAGAACCAAGAGACCUUGAAAUUGACGAGACUUUAAUUGAUAGCAACCUGAAAGAGAUGCCGCACAGGGACAGGCAUAGAAAAUCUCUGAGCACGGAGAAUUUAAUUCCUAAAUCGUACAAAAAUCGAACAAAUCGCAAUACAGAUAAGGGUAUUGGCUUCGGGUCACACGAUAAUCUAUGGUCCACUUCUUACACAACAGAACAAGAAUAUCCACAGAAUUUGACAUAUGUUUGCGGCGACCAAGAGAACGAAAUAAUCUAUGCUUUCGGACGGCAGGAUGAUCCUAAUUUUCAACAAGGCUUUGUGAAAAACAUAACAACGAAACCGCUAAGCCCGCAAAGCACCUCGGAAGAUUUUAGGUUAUAUUUGGCGAACAUGCAGCAUUUGCAAAAUGCGUCGAGCGUAUUGACUCGUCAGCAGCUUAAAGAUUUGAAUGAUGUAUUUCAGAACGGUUACUCAAAAGUUAAAUGUCAUAGCACGAAUGAGGGCCAGCACUGUUGUUCAGGACGUGUUGACUCUGAUGUUGCAAAGGAAAACCCUCAGAUGGUUAUACCUGAACCUGUCACAACCCAACCGUGUUCGGAGUACCAGAAAACGUUACUAAGAAACUUGCACCAAGAGUUCUGGGAUAUGCCCACGAACUUUCAAGAGAAACCAAUUGUUUCUGGCUCCCAUCCCAAGAAUAGAUAUAAAACCAUUUUGCCCAAUGAACACUCUAGAUUCAUAUUACGCGCAGAUCCAGGGACUGUUGGCGAGGGAUACAUAAAUGCCAAUUUUAUUAAGGGGCAUGAAUAUACAAAGAACAGCUAUAUAGCGACACAGGGCCCUCUUCAAAACACUAUGUAUGACUUCUGGAUGAUGGUACAACAAAACACCAAGGAUUUUGUGAGUCAGAAUUCUGAUCCGAUGACGUCCCAAGCCACAAUACAGAAAAUCGUAAUGCUGACAAACUUCAUUGAGAAUAAUCGACAGAAAUGCGAGAAAUAUUUCCCAUUGGAAUUGAACGAGGAACUGACAAUAAGAAGUCCGGACCUGGUGGAGACGGGUUUCUGCAGUGAUACUGAGGGAGUUAAAAGCGGUUUCGUAAUAAAAAAUACAGGCCUGGUGAAAAAAGCCGGUUAUACGAUACGAAAACUAUGUGUUAGACAUUUAAAAACUAACCUAGGUGAUGAAAAAAGUGACAGUGAGUUGACAGUAUACCAUUACUGGUUCCAUAAUUGGGCAGACCAUAAGUGUCCCAAAGAUGUGAAUGCUUUGUUAAACUUAAGCUUGGAUGUAUUAAAAGACCAAAGUUAUAAUUUUAGUGAAAGUGAUGAGGAGAAGGAAGAACAGUGCAACUGCUAUGAUAGUCCAAAGUUUGAUUCUAAGUUUGUUUUCCCUCCACUGGAGGCUGAGAGUGUACCUUGUCCAGUAACUGUGAAGGUAUCUUCACCACUUGAUUUGUCUGUGGAAAACAAGUCACCACCAACCAUUGUGCAUUGCUCGGCGGGCAUUGGUCGAACUGGUUGUCUUAUAGCUAUACUUAAUGGUAUAAAACAGCUAACUAAUGAACAGAAAGUUGAUGUGCUAGGCAUAGUUUGCAAUAUGAGGUUAAAUAGAGGCGGCAUGGUACAAAAUUCUGAACAGUAUGAGCUGAUUCACAAAGUCUUAUGUCUGUUUGAACAGGCGUGUUUGCCGAGUUUA
Molecule: messenger RNA, 4929 nt
Organism: Iphiclides podalirius (scarce swallowtail)
Lineage: Eukaryota; Metazoa; Arthropoda; Insecta; Lepidoptera; Papilionidae
Source: the annotation of a GenBank genome assembly